AUGAUGCAGCCAAGCUCUGCACUUCUGCUCGUCGCAUCGCUUUUGGCGGCUUCGUCCGUCAACGCAGAUGGGCUGUACACUAAGAAGUCUCCUGUGCUGCAGGUUACUCAGAAGACCUAUGACCAGCUGAUUGCUAACUCUAAUUACACAUCGAGUAAGCUCCCCACCCUCGCGAUUAGUCUCAUCGAAAAGCUUCUAAAACGUAUGCGCACUAGAUUCUAUGCUCCUUGGUGUGGCCAUUGUCAGAACCUCAAGCCUGCAUACGAAAAGGCAGCCAAGAACCUGGAGGGACUGGCCAAGGUCGCAGCUGUGAACUGCGAUGACGAUGCCAACAAGCCCUUGUGUGGUCGGAUGGGCGUACAAGGUUUCCCAACUCUGAAAAUUAUCACACCUUCUAAGAAACCCGGCAAGCCAAAAGUAGAGGAUUAUCAGGGAGCAAGAAGCGCUAAGGCCAUCGUCGAUGCUGUUGUGGACAGAAUCCCCAAUCAUGUGAAGAAGGUCACGGACAAGGAUCUGGAUCAGUGGCUCUCCGAGGACAAGGAGGCUCCCAAGGCUAUUCUGUUCACCGAGAAAGGUACCACGAGUGCUCUCCUCAGAGCCGUCGCCAUUGAGUUCCUCGGUUCCGUCAAGGUUGGCCAGAUUCGCAACAAGGAAUCGAACGCCGUGGAGAAAUUUGGUGUCAAGGAAUUCCCUACCCUCGUCCUGGUCCCUGGUGGUGAUAAGGAACCCAUCGUCUACGAUGGCGAACUCAAGAAACAAGCCAUCGUCGAGUUCCUCAGCCAAGUCGCGGCUCCAAACCCGGACCCGGCCCCCGCCUCAACAGAUGCCAAAUCCUCGAAGUCCACCAAGUCCGCCAAGUCCGCCAAAUCUACCACUAUCAUCAACGAAGACGCAGAGAACUUGAAACCUACCGAAUCCCCCGACCCCAAGAUCGUCCCCGACGACGCUACAGAGUCAAAGCCCGCCCAGGUCCCGAUCCAGGCACCACCCAUCCCCGUACUCCCUACCGCAGAGGCACUCGAGGCCGCCUGCCUAAAGCCUACAUCUGGUACCUGCGUCCUAGCGCUCCUCCCCGAGCCUCGCGAAGCGGAUGCAGAAGUCCCCAGUCCCGCAAAAGAGGCGCUGGCCAGUCUAUCGGAGGUCGCGCACAAGCACGCCCUGCGCAAGGGCAAGCUUUUCCCGUUCUACAGUAUCCCCGCUAUCAACAGCGGGGCCAAGACUCUGCGGGCUGGGCUGGGAUUGUCCGAGGACCAGACCUCGGUCGAGAUCAUUGCCCUGAAUGGCCGCAGGGGUUGGUGGAGGCGCUACGACGCGUCGGAGAGGCAGGAUUAUGGCGCCGUGUCUGUGGAGGCGUGGAUUGAUGCCAUAAGACUGGGUGAGGGGUCGAAGAGCAAGUUGCCCGAUGGUGUUAUUGUCGAGCAGAAGGAGGAGGCUGAUAAAGAGACGGGUGACCAUGACGAGUUGUAA
Molecule: messenger RNA, 1467 nt
Organism: Aspergillus pseudoviridinutans
Lineage: Eukaryota; Fungi; Ascomycota; Eurotiomycetes; Eurotiales; Aspergillaceae
Product: putative disulfide isomerase
Exons: 2
Coding region: 1-1467 (488 amino acids)
Biological process (GO): response to endoplasmic reticulum stress
Cellular component (GO): endoplasmic reticulum lumen
Molecular function (GO): protein disulfide isomerase activity; protein-disulfide reductase activity
Source: RefSeq, a predicted model, not a curated record